This is a messenger RNA of Pelmatolapia mariae (spotted tilapia), 2142 nucleotides long. RefSeq lists its product as uncharacterized. The coding region runs from base 692 to 2035 and encodes 447 amino acids. Lineage: Eukaryota; Metazoa; Chordata; Actinopteri; Cichliformes; Cichlidae. The record is from RefSeq and is a predicted model, not a curated record. The transcript has 7 exons.
AUUGAUCGAGGCGGUUAAUGCUCCUUUCGCUGGUUGCCAACCACCAUUAAAUAACAACAAGAAGAAAAUAUUGAUCUGCUUUUCUUAGUUGUGCACGUUUAAGACGCGAUUCAGACUCAAACAAAGCUGCAAAGCAGGAGAACAACAUGACCAUCAACUAUUCUGUGCCACAGUCCCAGUUUGCUGCAGCACAUAGAGAUGAUGAGAUGGUGGAAGAGCAACAGAGACAAUUUACGGACCCCUAAGAUGUGCAACUUAGAAGCAGUCAGAGGUAACUGGAUGGAGUUCAAUCAGGUUAAAUGCACAGUUGAUUGGAUUAUAUCUGAAGAUCGUAUGCUAUUCGUGCUAACUCUGCUAGACUCCAAAUUUCUCAUCCAAUUAAUGCGGGAGUAUCUCAAAAGUAAAUGAAACAUCUAAACUUAACACUUUUUCCCUAAAACUGACUGACAUGGGAAACAUUAAAGUUGAAUUGGAACCAGCUAAUCAGUCUGAAGGAAUCACAGAACCAGAAGGGAGACCACUGGGGAGGAGUUCUAUAAGUUAACUGGUGACCUCAGCUGUCAAGUUCCUGGAUGUGGAUGGCAACAGACCAGAGAACCUGAAUGACACCAUUACUCUGGAGCCUUGCCCUGCUGUAUCAGCUGAAACAUCAAGCCAUCCACCUCACCCCUCCUCCUCCACGUCCACCACUAUGUACAACCAUUACUCCAGCUCUUCGGUCUCACACUUACAGAUUCCUUGGGAAAGAUUUCCACUCCGACUGUCGCAUGCAAUCACAAGAGGAGACGGAGCUCAUCCAGAGGACAGGAGAAGUAUGGUCAGAAUUGUUGUGGAGGCCAUGCAAGUUCACUGCAGAAACCCUAAACGCGCAUCUUGUGAAGAAGUUGCUAAAAUCAUUGUAAACAGAUACCCUCAAACAUUUGCAGAUUUUACUGAAAAGGGAGAAAGACUGGGUUGUGGACAUUAUUCACUACUAAAAAGCAUCAAAUCUAGAGUUGAACAUGUUAAUCGAGAUAAUACAACACAUAGACUUAAUCAAACAAAGAGAACCAGGAAUGAGGAAGACUGCAGUCCCAACAGUAGUGCAACCCCACCUAAAAAAGUUAGAUGCCUUGUUGAUAGCUAUGGUUGUAUAAAUUGGCAGCCAGUUGAACUUCCUGAGGGGGAAACGCCAGCUUCUUUAGAGGAAAAGAAACACAUCUUGUUAACAAUUUUUAAUUCAGAAGGACCUGGAGCUGUGGAGAGACCUGAUGUGGAUGACUUCAUGUGCCUCACAUAUAUUUCUCAGCGGCAGCUUAUCAACAGUUGUCCCUCACUUUCAGUAGCUGAAAUUCAGGAGCAGUGGCCAUUCUUGUUUACUCGGAAAGGUCUUUCGAACCACUUUUACAAACUCACAGGCAUCGAUAUCAGUGAGCGCUUAGGUCAGGCCCUCAUAACCAAAGGCAGAAGGAUUAUUAACUAUUUCUCCAGCCAGAAGCUCAAAUGGAACCUUGGUAUAAGGACACUCAUCCAGCAGAUAGAAAGUGAGGGAGUUUUGACCAACAACAAGGUUGGCACAGCAGCCAUACUUCUCAUGAUGAAGUAUUACAAGGAAGAUGAAGACUCCCUCUUUGUUUUAGCAGAUGAAACAUCUACCAGGAUGUCCCUUGAAGUAGAGAGCAACCUGCCAAGCACCCCAAGGCUGAUUAUGCUUGGACAAAGUUCAAUGACCGCCACCUGCUGGAUGGUGAGUGCAGAGGGGCGUGUAAUUGUUGAGCUGGACAAACAGAACACCUUUGCUGAUGCAAUGUCAGUCUUCUUUGGUUCAUUCUAUGUAUUGAACCUGGAAUACCAGGAGUCAGCGUGUGCAACAUUGGAACUAAUUCAGAGGUUUUUUGUAAGGAUAAACCCUGAAGAGGGAACAAAAUGUACCUCCAAGGUUAGGACAAGCAGAAAGACUGGGACCACUGUGAAGCGAAAGGUUUUUCACAUUAACCCUCAUGUCACAACUUUCCUCCAGCGGCUUACUGAAUUUGAGUGGAAAACUUCAAAUUAGAUGAUCCAUGGCCCAUGCUUUCUGGACAUUUACACAAGACGAACAACAAUGACGACAAGCUCUCUUGCCAUCUUGCAAGAAGCUGUCUUUGUCCAAUAGGUUUUUUG